AUAAAAUUCGAUGCUGGGACUCUUCUUCUUAGUACACACCGGUUGAUUUGGAGAGACCAGAAAAACAAUGAGUGCUGCAUGGCCAUUCCUCUGUCCCAGAUCGUGUUCAUUGAGGAACAGGCAGCUGGAAUUGGGAAGAGUGCCAAAAUCGUGGUUCAUCUGCACCCCCCUCCAUCUAACAAAGAGCCUGGUCCAUUCCAGGGCAGUAAGAACUCCUACAUCAAACUCUCCUUCAAAGAGCAUGGCCAGAUUGAGUUUUACAGGCGUUUGUCAGAGGAGAUGACACAGAGAAGAUGGGAAAGUGUGCCAGUUUCCCAGUCAUUACAAACAAAUAAAGGACCCCAGCCAGGAAGAGUAAGAGCUGUAGGAAUUGUAGGUAUCGAAAGGAAACUUGAAGAAAAGAGAAAAGAAACUGACAAAAACAUUUCUGAGGCCUUUGAAGACCUUAGCAAGCUAAUGAUUAAGGCUAAGGAAAUGGUGGAGUUAUCUAAAUCAAUCGCUAAUAAGAUUAAAGAGAAACAAGGUGACGUCACAGAAGAUGAGACCAUCAGGUUUAAGUCCUACUUGCUGAGUAUGGGAAUAGCCAACCCGGUUACCAGGGAAACUUAUGGCUCAGGCACACAGUACCACAUGCAGCUAGCCAAACAGCUGGCUGGAAUAUUGCAGGCACCUUUAGAGGAACGCGGGGGAAUAAUGUCACUCACAGAGGUGUACUGUUUAGUGAACCGAGCUCGAGGAAUGGAAUUGCUCUCACCAGAAGAUUUAGUGAAUGCUUGCAAGAUGCUAGAAGCCCUGAAAUUACCUGUCAGGCUUCGGGUGUUUGAUAGCGGUGUCAUGGUAAUUGAGCUUCAGACCCACAGAGAAGAGGAGAUGGUAGCCUCAGCCCUGGAGACAGUUUCAGAAAGGGGAUCCUUAACAUCAGAAGAGUUUGCCAAACUUGUGGGGAUGUCUGUCCUCCUGGCUAAAGAAAGGCUGCUACUCGCAGAGAAGAUGGGCCAUCUUUGCCGAGAUGACUCCGUGGAAGGCUUGCGGUUUUACCCAAAUUUAUUUAUGACACAGAACUAAAAAUUUUGUAUCCGAUAUACCUUUUGCCAAUAGACUUGGUAUUAUGCCAAGGCCAUAUGAAAUUGAGCUAAGCAAAGAAUACAAAUAAACCAAGAAUUUGUUAGAACUUUACAAUAUAAUAUAAAACUCUUAAUCUUUCCCUAAAAUACAGUCUCAGAAAUGUAUUUAGGGUACAUAUAGGAAAAAUACAAACGAAUGUGAACAUGCAUUUAAAGUCAUGCUAUAGUUAUGUAGAACUCUUGGAAUUUAACUUGAAACAUGGAGGAUUUUAAUUUGAUCCUUGAAUUUGGGUCCUUUGAGGAAGAAGUAAAGUUGCAUGUUCGAAUCGAUCAGAUAAUCACUUUCUGUGACUAAACUUCACCGAAUUGUCAAUGUUUUCCUCUGCAUCUAAUGUGUCCAUCUUGGGCAUUCAUGAAGAAAGUAAUAGCUAUACUGUAGUUUAAGAACCAACAGCACUGCAUUUACUCCUCAGUUAGGUUCUUUUCAGUUUUUAAGUGAUAAUUUCAUGACUGGCAUUUUAAAAGACUGCAGCAGUAUCAUUUUGUUUAAGAAACAUGGAUUUUGAAACUGAAUUAAAGAGCUGUAUGGACACACCCAGAGUUAUAAUUACAAGUCUGAGAACUGGACAGUUCUGGAAGGACAUUAACUGCAUAGGACCUCAAGUACUCUUGGAAGCCAAGGGUGUGAAGUAGGAAAUGGAAAAGCUGGCAGAUCUCCUUUCUCCUCUCACAAGGAGUCUCAACAUUCAACUAGAAACACUCCUGUCAUAGUCCAGCUAUUUGCCCUUCUCAUGCCCUACAUGUUAUAAGUUGUGUGGAGGAAGCAUUGGAGAGAAAAGUAUUGUUGAUAGCAAAAACUGGCUUUAUCACCUAGAGAUUGAUGGAGUUCUCAACUGAGUUGCUGGACUUCAUAUGUAUAGCACAUUGGCAAUACCUCAAACUCAGGGAGCCCUUUUAGAGGCUUAGCUGGAAGUGGAAGGGUAGUGAUAGUGUCACUUUGGAGCUACAGGGAGGGGUGACCAGGACAUGGGAACUUGAGGAUACUCUCUAGAUGAGGUGGAGGUGGCCAUCCCAGAUGUCCUGUGGAGAAGUGCCAGUGUCCUCAGCUGCAAACUAGGGAACCCCAUCCCUGAUCCCUUCCUGGGAAGUGGCUGCCCAUUGCUUCUGCCCUCCAGUAUCAUGAGAAUGCUGUGACCAAGGCAGCCUCCCUUAGUGUUGUUUUACAAAUCUGUCACUUAUUUUCAAGUGUGGUGACAUCUCCCCUAAUCACCUCAUUGUUUAUCUCAGGUUUACUUCAUGGUUAUUAAUUCAGUGUUGGCUACCCAAAUCUUCUAGGGGUUGGUUACCAUUGUGUCAGUUUAUUAGUGUGUGUCUCUCUCUCUCGGCCACACACAGUCUGUGACAUGGCUCUGGCAGACUUACACAGACACACACACACUCACACACUCACAUACUCACACUUAACUGACUGAGGUUCUUUAAAUCAACAGGUUACUAAUAAUCUGUUCCACCACUUGGAUUGGCUGUAAGGUUGUCAGGUUAUAGGAGCUGCUGAAUCUAGCUCUGAUGGUUUGGAUUCAUCACAACAAACACAUAAUACAUUUGUUUAUUUAGUGUGACAGCAAAUUAACAGAAAAUGGAGCAAUCUGAUUUGUAGAAUGUGAAUGAAAGAUGAAGAAAAAUGACAUAAAUAUACUUUGAAAAAGUCACAUUGAUUAAAAAUGAUUUUUUAAAAAUUUUAUUUAAUCACUGUUUCCAGGCCUUGGUUUAUCUUUUCAGCUGUUUUUCUUUCCCCUUGCCAAAUGUGUUGCUUUUGUCCUUUAGGUACAGGCCGAGUUUAAAUACAAACCAAUCAAACCCUGGGUGCAAAAAUAUUCGACUUUGGUGCUCAUCACUGUAUAAUUUUGUUCUCUCACUUUCUCUUAGGAAAAUGAAUCUCUUUGUAAGUUUAUAAUGGAAUAGUUUAGUUACUGUAAAGAAAAACAAUUUACAUUAUAUAAUUGAAGACUGUUUCCAGGGUUACAUGAUUGGUGUUAAUGUAUAUAAAGUCAAAUUAUUGUGAAACUUUAAACUAAUUUUCUUACCUUGGUGUUCUUUUUAAAAUUCUCUGUAAAAUACAUGAAAAUGAUAAAUGAUUAGUCACAAAAAGCCAGUAUGAGAAUUUUUCUAUUUUAUAAUUAUUAAGUAUUUCUUAUGAGUUGUCUUUGAGGCUUUAUAAUGGUAUCUUUAAAAAACGGGAAGCAAGUCAUAAGCUUUUUAAAACUCAUGAUUCAGAUCUCACUGUGGACCAACUGUGCAUUCUUGUGGAUGGGUUACCAUGUGUUCCUGUACUAGACUAAGUGGACCAGAACAUGUGUUUAUCAGUUUCACACACACGUAUUUAAAAGGUUAUCUUUUGCCCAACAAUCUCUACAUCUUCAUUUUGGUACAGUGGAGUCACAACUUGUUAGGUGGCUAGGUUUUAAAAAAAAUUGCCUAAGGUCAAAAUAAAGCAUGCUCAAAAUGA
Cricetulus griseus (Chinese hamster) is the source of this 3570-nucleotide messenger RNA. The record is from RefSeq and is a predicted model, not a curated record. NCBI's taxonomy places the organism in Eukaryota, Metazoa, Chordata, Mammalia, Rodentia, Cricetidae.